AUGAGCAGCGGCGCCAACUGCACGGAUCAGCUAGGGCCCGAUUCUCUCACAUCCACAGGAAUUCCCUCCUUCCCCCAGGCCUGGGGGUUGUGGGCCCUCUUAGGGGCUGUGACGCUGCUGCUUCUCAUCUCGCUGGCUGCACACUUGCCCCGAUGCAGUAAUGGCUGGAGAAGGAGCCGUUCAGGAGGGGGACAGUCUGGAGGGUCUGUGGAAGAGGUCCCCCUGUAUGGGAACCUGCAUUAUCUGAAGACAGGACGACUGUCUCAAGAACCAGGGCCAGACCAGCAGGAUCCAACACUUGGAGGCCCCACCAGGGCUGCAGAGGAGGUGAUGUGCUAUACCAGCCUGCAGCUGCGGCCCCCUCAGGGCCGGAUCCCGAGCCCUGGAACCCCCAUCAAAUACUCAGAGGUGGUGCUGGACUCUGAGCCGAAGCCCCAGGCCUCGGGCCGGGAGCCGGAGCUCUACGCCUCCGUGUGUGCCCAGACCCGCAGAGCCCGGGCUUCCUUCCCGGACCAGGCCUACGCCAACAGCCAGACUGCACCCAGCUGAGACGGAGGGCCUGGCAUCGCCCCGCUUCCUCUGUUGCAGGGGUGACGGCUACCCUGUUCGGGGCAUGACUAUUUCCCAGCAAACCCCCAAAGACAGUCAGUCAUCGCCCGGUCACAGGAGGUGAUGUUCCCCAAGACUCCUAUCUGACCUGAGGAGAUAAGUCAGGGGGAAAGCAGGCCCCCGUUUCUUGAGGAUGGAGAAAGCAGAGGCAGUGGCCCCCUCCUCGCUUCCUCCUCCUUCCGGAGUCUUACCAGGUCCUCCCGCUAUUGCUCUCAUACACUGUACCGCUGACACCUCAGUGUCUCCUCAGACACAGGAAGUGGGCAGUGGGGGAGGGGGUAAGAGCCUAAGAGGACCUGGGUGGGUAUACCCCUGGGGAGGCCACGGGCUGGGGGGGGCGGGUAGGAGGGGAGGGGGAUCCUGGAACCGAGCAACCUGAAGAACCCAAGCCUGGCUCUGCUCUGAGAACCUGGCAGGAGAAUACCAGUCUCCAUCCUGCUGCCUCUGUUGUGCCCCCAAGUUUUUAAAUAAAAUUUCUCAAAAAGUGUUUAGAUUUCAUUACGGGGGCCACAGACCUGCAAUAGACCCCACAUGGUGGGAGUGUGAGCUUUGCUGUCUGCACAGAGCACUCCCAGGGAGCCUGGCUGCGGAGGAGGGUGCAAGAGGGGCAGCCUCAUCAACACGGCAGGGGUG
Myotis lucifugus (little brown bat) is the source of this 1242-nucleotide messenger RNA. RefSeq names its product signaling threshold regulating transmembrane adaptor 1 (gene SIT1). The transcript is spliced from 5 exons. Gene Ontology annotation, cellular component: plasma membrane. Gene Ontology annotation, molecular function: kinase binding. The coding region runs from base 1 to 549 and encodes 182 amino acids. The record is from RefSeq and is a predicted model, not a curated record. Gene Ontology annotation, biological process: regulation of T cell activation; T cell homeostasis; signal transduction. NCBI's taxonomy places the organism in Eukaryota, Metazoa, Chordata, Mammalia, Chiroptera, Vespertilionidae.